Molecule: messenger RNA, 1374 nt
Organism: Hippocampus comes (tiger tail seahorse)
Lineage: Eukaryota; Metazoa; Chordata; Actinopteri; Syngnathiformes; Syngnathidae
Gene: gpr19
Product: G protein-coupled receptor 19
Exons: 2
Biological process (GO): G protein-coupled receptor signaling pathway
Cellular component (GO): plasma membrane
Molecular function (GO): G protein-coupled receptor activity
Source: RefSeq, a predicted model, not a curated record
GACGGCCUGACGUCGGGCGAGGUGGCGGCGUUGGCGCUGGUGUUCGGCGCGCUGUGGCUGGUGUCGGUCCUGGGCAACGCGCUGGUGUGCCUGGUGAUCCGCCGCAGCCGCCGCACGCAGUCCACCACCAACUACUUUGUGGUGGCCAUGGCCUGCGCCGACCUGCUCCUGAGCGUGGGCGGCGCCCCCCUGGUCCUGGCGCAGGUGGCGUGGGGGCGCUGGCCCCUGGGCGCGGCGGCGUGCGCGGCGGCCCGCUACGUGCAGCACCUGUGCCCCGGCGUGCAGGCGUACGUCCUGCUGUCCAUCUCGGUGGACCGCUUCUACACCAUCGUGCACCCGCUCAGCUUCAAAGUGUCCCGCGAGAAGGCCAAGAAGAUGAUCCUGGCGUCGUGUUUGCUGGACGCGGCCCUGGCGGCGCCCUGCCUCUUCUUCUACGGCGCCNNNGCGCCGGCCGAGGGCGGCCGCUGCCGCUUCUUCCUGCCCGCCGGCCGGGGCGGCGUCUGCUACGCCGCCGCCCACCUGCUCCUGGGCUUCGCCCUCCCGGCGGGGCUCAUCUUCUCCUUCUACCAGCGGGUGGUGCGCCACAUCUGGAGGUUCGGCGCCGACGGCCACGCGGUGCGGCGCACCAUGAACACGGUUCCUCGCCCCAAGGUGAAGACCAUCAAGAUGUUCCUGGUGCUCAACUGGCUCUUCUUCGUGACGUGGACGCCCUUCUACCUGGCGCAGCUGUGGCACCCGCGCGAGGUGGACGACGACGGCGGCGGCGGCGGUGCCGUGCGGCGGCGGGCGCUGCUCUUCUUCGCCGCCGUCGCCUGGAUCUCCUUCAGCUCGGCCGCCUCCAAGCCCACCUUGUAUUCGGUCUACAACGCCAACUUCCGCCGCGGCAUGCGGGAAACCUUCUGCAUGUCUUCCGUCAAGUGUUACCGCAGCAACGCCUACACCAUCACCGCCAGCUCGCGAUUGGCCAAGAAGAACUACGUGGGCGUGCUCCACGUGCCCGUCGACGUCAAGGACGCCGCGCACCAAAGCUUCGAGCGCGACGCCAAGGGCCAGAAGAAACUGGCCUGGGCCGCCGGCGCCCACAACACUUUUGUGUAGCGCGCUAAGCUAACUGACGUGCGGCCGGCCAAAGCGGCGCUCGGCAAACUCGGGGCGGCCGGCAACGUGACCUUCCCUUCGCUUUGACCGCUCGGCGCGUCGGGAAGUGUUUUCGACGGGUGACGGGGCAAACAGGCAACCGCUCGAAAGGGGUGUUAGUUUAGUUUUCCUCUCAACUGACAGACUUGAAUGAUUUCGAAUCCAUUUCCUUUGGGAUGCAUUUGACCUAUAGGAGUAUUUCAAUGAUUGGCAGCCCCAACCCCCCCCCCCCAAAAA